AUGACUUCAACCCUUCACGAUAACUAUAAUUCUGAUCGCAUUGUGUUCCCAUCAUUCGAUGAAUUACCGCCCGUUCCAGGUCAGCCUCAAGGCUCCUUGUGGAAUUUCUUCGACAAGGACGGAAAGAAGGAUGAACUUGGAACUCUGAAUAUUUUGACGCCAUCUGUUGUGCGGGAGACAUCCGAGGAAAUACAGUUAGGGUAUCAUGUGCAACUGGACUGGCCCCUGGACAGGCUAGAGUUCCCAGGCCUUGGCCGCCAAAAGACUACCCAUAGCGUGAAGGAUAUGAGGCCCGAGGGGUUUGAAGGGCUCGAUGAUGAGAUAUUUAUGAACACACAAAUAAGUUCGCAAUGGGAUAGCUUGAAACAUUGGAGUAUCCAGAAGCAAGGCCUGUUUUAUAAUGGGCUUGACAUGAAGGAGGCAUUGGAGAGUCCGAGAAACGGAAUUCACAAUAUUUGUGAUCGAGGAGGAAUUGUCGGUCGGGGAAUAUUGGUGGAUUGGCUUAGGUGGUGGGAAAUUCACAACUCCGGCAAAACGCCCCCGUCGCCCAUCCAGAGUUAUGCAAUCUCUGUUUCGGAGAUCGAACAAGUUCUUAAGUGGCAAGGUACAGAAACGAAGCAGGGGGACAUUUUCAUAAUCCGUACGGGCUAUGUGAGAUGGUAUGAGCAAGCCGAUACCGCCACUCGUCGUCACGGUACGCAGGAGCAGAACUGUGCAAUUGGAGUUGCAAACACGAUCGAGACUGUGCACUGGCUGUAUGAUAAGCAUUUUUCCGCAGUGGCAAGUGACACUUUGAGCUUUGAGUCGUGGCCAUAUCCUGAAGCCUGUUGUUUACAUGAGUGGUUACUUUGCCAAUGGGGCACACCGAUUGGGGAGCUUUGGGAUUUGGAACAACUCAGCCGUAAAUGUGCAAGUCUGGGAAAAUGGAGCUUCUUUCUCACCAGUGCCCCAUUGCAUAUUAAGGGAGGUAUCGGAUCUCCCCCUGGUGCCAUUGCUAUCUUUUAG
Penicillium concentricum is the source of this 1005-nucleotide messenger RNA. RefSeq lists its product as uncharacterized. The transcript has 6 exons. Bases 1 to 1005 code for a protein of 334 amino acids. The record is from RefSeq and is a predicted model, not a curated record. Lineage: Eukaryota; Fungi; Ascomycota; Eurotiomycetes; Eurotiales; Aspergillaceae. Gene Ontology annotation, molecular function: arylformamidase activity.